This is a messenger RNA of Ochlerotatus camptorhynchus, 738 nucleotides long. RefSeq lists its product as uncharacterized. The transcript has 3 exons. The record is from RefSeq and is a predicted model, not a curated record. The coding region runs from base 1 to 711 and encodes 236 amino acids. Lineage: Eukaryota; Metazoa; Arthropoda; Insecta; Diptera; Culicidae.
AUGAAGCGUGGCAAGAAUAUUAAGGCCCCAGUAAACGAUAACAUUUUCAACCUGGCCCUGAAGAAGCUGUCCAGCAAAGCCUACGGUUUCUUAGCUGCCAUUUUCACGAGAUGCUACAACACUGUUGUCGGCGACCUGGCCUUCCUCGACGAUGACGCGAUUGAAGGUAUACAAAGAGAUGUCCAGCUGUUCCCAACAACGACAGGCCAGAACGAAGUUGAGUGGAAAAAGAUUUUGAAUUAUUACGGUGAUCUUAGCGAAUUCAGGUUCACUACGGGGGAGCGCAGUUCACUAAAGAUGAUUGCUGCAACCAUAAGAAGAAAUGGGAUAACCAAGUUCAGUAGAAGUAUGCUACGAAGUAUACCUGAACAACAGCAGCAAGCAUCAACAUACGGCACUCCAGAUAAUGAAAAUUGGCUUGCGGAAAUACACGGUGCCAAUAUAACCAUCUCUAACGAUGAUAGUGGUAGGAAAGUACUGGUGUCUUGCCCAUUUUGCGGUACCAUUGUUAUGAUUCGUCCAGAACCGACGGGAACAUGGAAAGUGUCAAAUUUUUCUGCUCACAUCCGUUCAAAGCACUUGUCUGAACCGAACUCCAAACAACCCCAAAACCGUGGAACAAAGCGGCCGUAUUCCGAAUAUGAUGAGCAAAAUGCACAAAGUGUUCUCAACGAAGAUUGUAGCAUUGCAGAGGUACUUGUGGAAGAAUAGAUAGAGCCCGAAACAUCAACUAUGACC